Molecule: messenger RNA, 3343 nt
Organism: Pseudophryne corroboree (corroboree frog)
Lineage: Eukaryota; Metazoa; Chordata; Amphibia; Anura; Myobatrachidae
Product: gastrula zinc finger protein XlCGF26.1-like
Exons: 2
Coding region: 174-1877 (567 amino acids)
Biological process (GO): regulation of transcription by RNA polymerase II
Cellular component (GO): nucleus
Molecular function (GO): DNA-binding transcription factor activity, RNA polymerase II-specific; RNA polymerase II cis-regulatory region sequence-specific DNA binding
Source: RefSeq, a predicted model, not a curated record
GGCCAUACUCCACAGGAUACGCCUGAUCCCGUUCGAUCUUGGAAGCAAAUCUGUGGCAGGCCUGGUCAGUAACUGUGUGGGGGACCAGCAGCGAACACCAGGUGCAGUAAACAACCCAGCUGAACAGCAGAACAGAUGGACACACAAGCAGGAAUAUCUCAGAAGGUCAUUUAAUGUUAUCCCCGGAUUGUGACGUAAAAGAUUAUGACAGUAGACAGGAUUCCCCAGGAGAUAACCCCAUUACCCCAAUUAUUCAUCCAGCUCUAUCAGCUGAUCCCUCUGAUCCUGGGAAAUGUUCUCCUGAUCUCUCUGAUAUUGGUGCAUCUGUUACAGCUCUGACAGUAGAUACAGUGUUUCCCUGUUCUAUAGAUGCCAAAUGUUUUACACAGAACACAAAGCUUAUCACCCAUCAGGCAGCUAAGGCAGGUGAGAAGCCAUUUCCAUGUUCUGAAUGUGGGAAAUGUUUUACACAGAAAUCAUAUCUUGUUAAACAUCAGAAAAGUCACACAGGUGAGAAGCCAUUUUCUUGCUCUGAGUGCGGGAAAUGUGUUACACGAAAAUCACAACUUGUUGCACAUCUUAAAAGACACACAGGUGAGAGGCCAUUUCCAUGUUCUGAGUGUGGGAAAUCUUUUAUACAGAAAUCACAUCUUGUUAAACAUCAGCGAAGUCACACAGGUGAGAAUACAUUUCCAUGUUCUGAGUGUGGGAAAUGUUUUACACCCAAAUCGUGUCUUAUUAUACAUCAGAGAAGUCACACAGGUGAGAAGCCAUUUCCUUGCUCUGAGUGUGGGAAAUGUUUUACACGGAAAUCAAAUCUUGUUAAACAUCAGCAAAGUCACACAGGUGAGAAUACAUUUCCAUGUUCUGAGUGUGGGAAAUGUUUUACACAUAAAUCAUAUCUUAUUGAACAUCAGAGAAGUCACACAGGUGAGAGGCCAUUCCCAUGUUCUGAGUGUGUAAAAUGUUUUGGACACAAAGCAGAUCUUAUUAAACAUCAAAGAAGUCACACAGGUGAGAAGCCAUUUUCUUGCUCUGAGUGCGGGAAAUGUGUUACACGAAAAUCACAACUUGUUGCACAUCUUAAAAGACACACAGGUGAGAGGCCAUUUUCAUGUUCUGAGUGUGGGAAAUCUUUUAUACAGAAAUCACAUCUUGUUAAACAUCAGCGAAGUCACACAGGUGAGAAUACAUUUCCAUGUUCUGAGUGUGGGAAAUGUUUUACACCCAAAUCGUGUCUUAUUAUACAUCAGAGAAGUCACACAGGUGAGAAGCCAUUUUCUUGCUCUGAGUGUGGGAAAUGUUUUACACGGAAAUCAAAUCUUGUUAAACAUCAGCAAAGUCACACAGGUGAGAAUACAUUUCCAUGUUCUGAGUGUGGGAAAUGUUUUACACAUAAAUCAUAUCUUAUUGAACAUCAGAGAAGUCACACAGGUGAGAGGCCAUUCCCAUGUUCUGAGUGUGUAAAAUGUUUUGGACACAAAGCAGAUCUUAUUAAACAUCAGAGAAGUCACACAGGUGAGAAGCCAUUUUCUUGCUCUGAGUGCGGGAAAUGUGUUACACGAAAAUCACAACUUGUUGCACAUCUUAAAAGACACACAGGUGAGAGGCCAUUUCCAUGUUCAGAGUGUGGGAAAUCUUUUAUACAGAAAUCCCAUCUUGUUAAACAUCAGCGAAGUCACACAGGUGAGAAUACAUUUCCAUGUUCUGAGUGUGGGAAAUGUUUUACACCCAAAUCGUAUCUUGUUAUACAUCAGAGAAGUCACACAGGUGAGAAGCCAUUUCCAUGUUCUGAGUGUGGGAAAUGUUUUACACAGAAAUCGCAUCUUUUUAGACAUCAGAAAAGUCACAGGAGAGAAUCCAUUUUUUUGCUCUGAGUGCGGGAAAUGUUUUACACAUAAAUCAUAUCUUGUUAAACAUCAGCAAAGUCACACAGGUGAGAAUACAUUUCCAUGUUCUGAGUGUGGGAAAUGUUUUGCACAUAAAUCAUAUCUUAUUAAACAUCAGAGAAGUCACACAGGUGAGAAGCAAUUUCUAUGUUCUGAGUGUGGGAAAUGUUUUAAACAGAAAUCACAUCUGGUUAGACAUCAGAAAAGUCACACAUGUGAGAAUCCAUUUUCUUGCUCUGAGUGCGGGAAAUGUUUUACACGGAAAUCAUAUCUUGUUAUACAUCAGCGAACUCACACAGGUGAGAAUCCAUUUCCAUGUUCUGAGUGUGGAAAAUGUUUUGGACACAAAUCAGAUCUUAUUAAACAUUAUAGAAGUCACACAGGUGAGAAGCCAUUUUCUUGCUCUUAGUGGGAAAUGGUGUUUAAGUAAAUCACAUCUUGUUAUACAUCAGAGAAGUCACACAGAUGAGAGGCCAUUUCCAUACUCUGAGAAGUAAAUCAGCUCUUGUUGCACACAAUAGACAUCGCUCAGGUGAGGAACCAUUUUAAUCUUCUGGAGUAUACUUAUCAUUGCCCUGUGUUGUUCUUCAAGGUUCUUAUCCUAUCUCCUAUGCUUUUUGCAAUAUACAUGCUACCGCAGGGUGAAAUAAUCAGAUGUCAUGCCCUCAUCUACUACUGCUAUACAGAUGACCUGUCUUUUGCUCCGGGUACUGAGAACCCAGUACCAAUCCUAAAUGGUUGUCUAGUUGAGCUCCAGGUAUGGGUGAUGCCAGUUGACUGUGACUCAGUCCUGGUGAAACAUGUCAUUAUGAUAGAAGCUCACCAACAAAGGGCAGGGCUACAACUCAGCUUUGCAAACCAAUGCUUGGGGGUUCAGAGUUACAAAAUGCUGAUCCUGUGUGGAAUCUUGGUGUCCUGGAUUGUGGAGUGACACUUAGAUAUCAGGUAUCAGCCACAAUCAGAUCCUCAUCCGAAGAACAUAGCCAGACUCCAGCACUUAUUUCCCUCAGAAGAUCUACCUACAGUCAUACAUGUACUUGUAUCAUCACGCAUAGACUACUGCAAUGUCCUCUACCUGGGUCUCCCAGCAAAAGAAUUGCACCGCUUGUAGCCUGUACAGAAUGUAGCAGCCAGGCUGUUACCUAACCAGCCCGUUCCUGCCACAUAACACCCAUUCUCUGCUCCCUUCCCCGGCUGCCUGUAAGAUGGUGACUCUAUUACAUAAUCUUACUGACUCAGCCCACCAUGACCAGGGUCCAUGGUACCAGAAGCAGCUUCUGCCUCUUUACUGCCCUGCUUUCUAACUUCCACCUGCAGAUGUAGGACUUAACGGUACUACCAAGAAUCCCCAAGCAGUGCUGAGAUGUCAGGGGGGAGACAGGGUGGGUGGCAGUAGUGGGGAGGGGAGACAGGGCGUGCGACAGUUCGCAGCCACCAGGAGAAUAAAAUUCUGG